AUGGCGAGCUGCAAAGCAAGUUUUGUGUCGAUCUUGAACAACGACGACAACCCGGCCUUCACAGUCCGCUCAGCCCCCGGGCUAUCUAAAAAUCAAGCCACUUCGCCAUAUCCUUACCACUACGCACCCCAACAGUCGAUCCCGGCUCCAGAGUUCCGCUACCAUCAUGCAUAUGUGAAUUCUCCCUCAGUAUCACCUGGCCUGGCACGGCUCCCAUUCGACCCCGUGCCCGAACCCGUGCAGCCCACCUCUCCCGGCUCCUCGGACUGCUCCUACGACUACAUGAGCAGCACCAGUGUUCGAUCCCACUAUCACCUUGGCCGCCAGGAUACGAAUGCCUAUCGCCCGCUCUCUGAAAAGCGCAUCAGCGGCAGCUCUGUUACUGAGCCUCCAUCGCCCCAGCCUUCUGUCGGCAGUAACAAGGAAUCUAUGGCUGCCAAAUCCGGAGUCCGGAAGAACAAGUACCCUUGUCCUUUUGCUGCCAGCCACGGCUGCUCUGCGACGUUUACGACAUCCGGCCACGCCGCCCGCCACGGAAAGAAGCACACAGGGGAGAAGAGCGUCCACUGCCCCAUCUGCAACAAGGCAUUCACCCGGAAAGACAACAUGAAGCAGCACAUUCGCACGCACCGCACCCAUUCCGAGGAUAUGCCUACGGCCAUGACGACGGAUCGGGAUAGCGAUGGCAGCAGUAGCUGGUCGACCCGGAGGAGCAACACAUCGGCGUAUGACCACCAGCGCUCCGUCAGCGGGACACAGAUGGACGGGCCCUCGUAUGAUAGUGGUUCAACCCUGAACCCGAUCUCCACAAGUCGGGCGUAUGAGCCGAUGUCCUCACGAGUAUGA
Molecule: messenger RNA, 846 nt
Organism: Aspergillus niger
Lineage: Eukaryota; Fungi; Ascomycota; Eurotiomycetes; Eurotiales; Aspergillaceae
Exons: 1
Coding region: 1-846 (281 amino acids)
Source: RefSeq, a predicted model, not a curated record